Messenger RNA from Neopelma chrysocephalum (saffron-crested tyrant-manakin), 1408 nucleotides. It is a transcript of the gene CLDN11, whose product is annotated as claudin 11. The transcript has 4 exons. Gene Ontology annotation, biological process: cell adhesion; bicellular tight junction assembly. The record is from RefSeq and is a predicted model, not a curated record. Gene Ontology annotation, cellular component: plasma membrane; bicellular tight junction. The coding region runs from base 231 to 854 and encodes 207 amino acids. Gene Ontology annotation, molecular function: structural molecule activity. NCBI's taxonomy places the organism in Eukaryota, Metazoa, Chordata, Aves, Passeriformes, Pipridae.
GGGGCUCCCCGCUCGCUCCUCCCAUGUGUUGUGGGGCUGGAGGCAGCUCUGACCCCUCCCAGGGAGGGAGCUGGGCAGAGGCAGCCGAGUUUUUUCAGCAGAGCCUGAUCAGGGACCUCAUCCUGCCAAACCACAUCCCUCCUGCUCCCAGCAGCCAGGAUCUCGCCGGGCGGCUUCGCUGAACCCCUGCGGGCACUGUCCUGUCCAGCUCGCCCCACCAAGGGACAGAGAUGGUGGCCACCUGCCUGCACCUGGCUGGAUUUGUCUGCAGUUUUAUAGGGUGGAUCGGGGUGGUUGUGGCGACGGCCACGAACGACUGGGUGGUGACCUGCGGCUACACCAUCACCACCUGCAGGAAGAUGGAUGAGCUGGGAUCCAAGGGGCUGUGGGCAGACUGUGUCAUGGCAACAGGUCUCUAUCACUGCAAGCCCCUCGUGGACAUCCUCAUACUGCCAGGGUAUGUCCAAGCGUGUCGAGCGCUGAUGAUCGCCGCCUCCGUCCUGGGCCUUCCCGCCAUAUUCCUGCUGAUAACGGUCCUGCCCUGCAUCCGGAUGGGCCACGAGCCUGGAGCAGCCAAGUACCGGCGGUCCCAGCUGGGAGGGAUCCUCAUCAUCCUCCUGGCCAUGUGCGGUGUCGUCGCGACGAUCUGGUUCCCGGUGUGCGCCCACCGCGAGACCACCAUCAUGAGCUUCGGCUACUCCCUGUACACGGGCUGGAUCGGCUCUGCCCUCUGCCUCUUCGGUGGCUGCGUCAUCGUCUGCUGCUCGGGAGAUGCCCAGACGUUCGGUGAGAACCGCUUCUACUACGGCUCGGGGUCCAGCUCCCCCACCCACGCCAAGAGCGCGCACGUGUAACCGCCCCGGGGACGCCCCACGGCUGCCGUCGGAUGCUUUGGCUGGUCUCGGCUCUGGCACAGUUGGGGAGAGAGGAUAGGGAGGAAGGCUGUCCUCUCCCACCGGGCGAAUGUUUCUCUUUUGGAACAAGAGGAGGGGACUUUUCUGCCUUUCUCUGUAAAUACUUUUGUAUGAGUUUCAUCAUUUUAGUAACAGUAUUUCCCCCACCCCCACAGUCAUCAGUAUGAAGGAAACCGAACCCAAAGGUCCUAAUGACGCGGUAGAUAACAGUGCCUUUUCAAAUAGUUAUAAAUGACUCUGGGGGCUCUUAUCCCCACUCUCUGGUUCAGUUUCUUAUCUUUCUUUUGUACAGAUCAAUUACUAAAAAUGUAUUUUUACAUUUUUUUAAACUCCUCGCUUUCCUCCUCUAAGUUUGUGUUCUGUAUUGCCUCGUUAAAGCACCACAUUUUAACAUGCAGUAUAAUGUACCUGUUACAAUACAAUUCUGGUGAGUACUGAUGAUGCCUUUGUACUUUCAGUGAAAUACUGUACAAUAAAUAACAGAGUACCUGCAA